UUUCUCACAGAAAACUAAAGCUCCCUCAUACAGCAAAGCAUCUAACAUCAUUCCGUGCAAUUCUUUUGAAUUUUUUUUAUACACGUGUCAUGAGAAUGUCUAGGAUUUGAAAUUAAAAUCCAUGAUAAUCUUAUUAAGCAGGGGAAUUCUUGUUUCUUGGGUUCUCUGCUGGAAAAUAUGAAAUCAAGAGAGGAAUUGAGGUUCAUACCACAGAGAGGUGAUGAUAAAUCACCCCUGCUAUCUGAAAACGAUUUAUCUACUGGUUCAAUUCAGCUCUCCAUUCUCAAGCUGGACAGUACAUCAUUUAAUGUAAGAGUUAGCACCAGAGCUUCUGUUCAUGAACUGAAGAAUGCUGUUCAGACGGAGUUUGGUGUAUCUCAAAAUGAAGAACAAGGCAAGAUUCCCUGGGGUAUUGUGUGGGGGAACUUUUGCUUGACGUACCAGUCUCAUAAACUUGUUGAUGACAGCAUCUUGUUGAGCAGUUUUGGCAUCAAAGAUAGUGACCAGCUUUGUUUUGUAAGACACAAUUCACCUGUGAAGGAAGGGGAUAAACUUUCUCCAAGAAAGCAUGUCAAACUUCCACCAUUCAGGAAAAAGUCUUCUGAUAGGCCAAAGGUUACCAGAAGUGGGACAUUUACCCAAAUUGAGGUCCAGUGGACGCAAGUCUUAAAAACAUGGCUUUCUUAUUCAAAAGUCUGGAUUACGCGUAUGAAGCCAGAUUGGAAGCAUCUGCAUCUAAAACAAUGAUAUCAGGUGACUGAGAUGUUCAGUUAAGUAAUUUACUGGUACUCAUGAAGGGUUGUUGAAAAUCUACUCCAGUUCAACCCAGGAGUGCUUUGUGGUAGAAUGAUCAUAUACAUUUAAACCAUAUUGUCUUGUAGUAAGCUCGAUUGUCAAUUGAUAAAAUUCACAUGACAGGAUGUUUCACUUUAUUGGCAAAAGUGAUUAGAUGUUUUAGGCAAUUGUGAAUUUAUUAUGUGUUGUAACUAGAUGUACAGAAGAAUUCAUUGUGGAUGCUAAAAUUGUCAAAGCUUUAUAUCUUGACACAGUUAAUUACUGUUGCAACAGAGAUCUUAUAUUCAACACCUUACUUGUUUGUUA
Cryptomeria japonica (Japanese cedar) is the source of this 1101-nucleotide messenger RNA. Its product is annotated as U11/U12 small nuclear ribonucleoprotein 25 kDa protein. The coding region runs from base 178 to 747 and encodes 189 amino acids. The transcript has 5 exons. Gene Ontology annotation, biological process: mRNA splicing, via spliceosome. The record is from RefSeq and is a predicted model, not a curated record. NCBI's taxonomy places the organism in Eukaryota, Viridiplantae, Streptophyta, Pinopsida, Cupressales, Cupressaceae. Gene Ontology annotation, cellular component: U12-type spliceosomal complex.